This is a messenger RNA of Elephantulus edwardii (Cape elephant shrew), 690 nucleotides long. RefSeq names its product eukaryotic translation initiation factor 1A, X-chromosomal-like. Gene Ontology annotation, biological process: translational initiation. Bases 1 to 690 code for a protein of 229 amino acids. Gene Ontology annotation, molecular function: RNA binding; translation initiation factor activity. The transcript has 2 exons. The record is from RefSeq and is a predicted model, not a curated record. Gene Ontology annotation, cellular component: cytoplasm. Lineage: Eukaryota; Metazoa; Chordata; Mammalia; Macroscelidea; Macroscelididae.
AUGGGUUUCUGGUUCUCUGCUACCUCUGCUGCUGCUGUUGCCAUCGCUGCUGCCACCAGUGCGACCACUGCUGCCAUCGCUGUUGCCACCUGGCCCACUAUUUGGGUGGCCAAAUCUCCUGCGUGUUCACCUCACUCACCCCUUUCUCAUCUUGGAGGAAUCGCUGCCACCACGAUUGCCACCGCCACCGCCGCCGCCCAGAAGGAGGUCAGAGACCCCGCAAGGCCGCAUCCACCGCCAUGCCUAAGAAUAAAGUGCUUCACCUCACCAGGUAAAGGAGGUAAAAAUAGACGCAGAGGUAAGAAUGAAAAUGAGUCUGAGAAAAGAGAGCUGGUGUUCAAGGAGGAUGGCCAAGAAUAUGUACAAGUAAUCAAAAUGUUGGGGAAUGGACGAUUAGAAGCUAUGUGUUUCGAUGGUGUGAAAAGGUUAUGUCACAUCAGAGGAAAAUUGAGGGAAAAGGUCUGGAUAAAUACCUCAGAUAUCAUAUUGGUUGGACUCCGAGAUUAUGAGGUUAACAAGGCUGAUGCCAUUUUAAAAUACAAUGCGGAUGAAGCUAGAAGUCUGAAGGCAUAUGGCGAGCUUCCAGAACAUGCUAAAAUCAAUGAAACGGAUACAUUUGGCCCAGGAGAUGAUGAUGAAAUCCAGAUUGAUGACAUUGGUGAUGAUGAUGAGGACAUUGAUGGUAUCUAA